Messenger RNA from Portunus trituberculatus (swimming crab), 2258 nucleotides. Its product is annotated as galactoside alpha-(1,2)-fucosyltransferase 1-like. Gene Ontology annotation, molecular function: galactoside 2-alpha-L-fucosyltransferase activity. NCBI's taxonomy places the organism in Eukaryota, Metazoa, Arthropoda, Malacostraca, Decapoda, Portunidae. The record is from RefSeq and is a predicted model, not a curated record. Gene Ontology annotation, cellular component: membrane. The transcript has 7 exons. Gene Ontology annotation, biological process: carbohydrate metabolic process. Bases 427 to 1668 code for a protein of 413 amino acids.
GGAGGAUCUGAGACGAAGUUCCAGAUUGGGCCAGUUGGUGACCACAGCUGCCCCAACACAUGUGAAUCUGGUCAGACAGCAUCAUAUUGUCCUUAGUUUACCAUCAUCGCUUGGCCUGGCAAGAGUUCCCAGUCUCCAGUGUCUACGGAGGAAGUGUCUUUCUCAUAGUACGUAGUUCCAGAGGCCGCAGAGGUGCUAAGUGACGCUUUUUCUUAAUUUCGGGACUAAUGGUUCAAGAAUUCAAAGAGACACAUAAAAUACUACGAAAAGAAGACGCAAUAGCUGAUACUCAAGCCCGUAACACCUGAACAAAGGCCAUGACACCUGAACAAAACCCCAACACCAGGAGAAACACUAACACCUUUAACUGAAGAAUAAUUGAGACUCUAACACUACAGAAGGUAGCCGCCACAUGCCACAGAAGCCAUGGCCAUAUAUCAGCAGAAAAGAGUCCUCGCACUGGUGUUAGGAUUUCUUUGCCUUGUCUAUGCCUUCCUCCUUUUCGGCUUCUCAGCCAGACAGCAAUGGGUUUCCAAAAAGAUGGUCGAGAACGCAGUCUUCCAUCUACAAAGGGCGGUACUCAAUAACUUCCUGGAGAAGUACAGAAACCUUCCAAUAAACGCAACAGCUUCCAGGAAAAAAGAGCAGGCUGAACCUCACCCUACGCCGCUAGAGGAUCCCCUCCAGUACCCUUCAGAGACUAAUUGUUUUCCUUAUUUUAAUGAGCUGCAUGUUCAGCCUGUUCCAGAGCACGAUUGUGACCAGCCUUACGUCACCGUCAACCAUGCAGGGCGUCUGGGCAACAAGAUGUGUCAGUACGCCAGCCUCUACCUCCUGCGUCACCUGUUUGGAGUCCGGCUGACUAUCCUCAAGCAGGUGUCCACACUCGAUGAAAUGUACACAACUCUUGACAAAAUCUUCAAGAACAUUGUCACGCCAGUCAAGAAACCAGCCUGCUUUGUUGGCAAGCCUAAGGGCAUCUCUUACAUGGGGCUGUAUGACAAGUUGUACAGGACUGCUGCUCAGGUCUUGAGCAACACCUCCUCCAGUUUCAUCCCUGAGCCUCUGCUGAACACUUCCUACCACAUCUAUGACUAUCCCCGACCACAAGACCUCUUACUGGAGCACCGAAAGUUGAUUCAAUCUCUUUUUAAGUUCCGAGAUGAGGUCAUGGAGAAUGCCAUACUGAAUAUCAACAAUGCUCUUAGGAGUUUCAAUGCGACGUAUCACCACAGGGACUUCCCAAUUGUCACUGUUCACGUCAGACGGACGGACUACGAGAAGCACAUGAAGAACCUGUUCAAUCUGACACAGCUAAAUAAACAUUAUUACACCAACGCCUUUAAGUUCUACAAGAAACGGUUGAAGCGCCCUCUCUUUCUGGUGGCAAGUGACGAUCCAAAAUGGUGCAGGGAGAAUCUGCUGGCAAAGGAUGUGAUAGUCAUUGCUUCAAAAGUCCCAGCGGAAGACAUGGCGGCGAUGACUUUGGGAGAUCAUCAUAUUAUAAGCUACGGGACCUUCAGCUUCAUGGGAGCCUUGCUGGGGAAUGGCAACAUAACACACCCGCUUACCACCAACCCUCGCUACCGUUUCGUGAAGUGUAUCAAGUCCCCAGUCUUUCAUAACGUUCCCAGGAGUAAGAAACAAAGCUAUUACAAACGAAGGUGAUUUAGUGUUGGCAAUAGUGUUUGUCUAUUUUGUUGUUAGUUUAUUUAUUAAUUAGAUUUUACUUUCUUUAUGGUUUUGUUUACUUAUUUUUCUUUACUGGAUGUUUCAUGUUUUUUUUGUUUUUUUUCCUUCAAAGUUUCUAGUUUUUCAUGAAUUUAUAUUUUGCUUCAUUGAUUAUUUUCUCUUAGACAGUGUUUCCAGCAAUGUUUUUCUCCUUCUUUAAAACUAUUUCUUUAUUCUUUCUUUAUUGGACGAUGUUUUCAAGAAUAUCUCUUUUAUAGAAAAAAAAAAAUUCAUAGAUUCUUUCUCUCUUAGACGGAAUAAAAAAAAAUCAAUACUUUCAAACUGCUUUCUUUUGUCAUUUUCUUCUGCAAUGCACCGUUUUUAAUAUGCACUAUCUUUUAUACGAUUUCUUUGUUUUCUUUUUAUAUAUCACAGUGCUUCCAAUAAAUAUACAGAUCUUUGUAGGUGGCAUUAUCAUUACUGUCUGUUUUUUUUUUUUUUUUUUUCAUUCUCUCUGUCAAACAAUGUACAAUAUGUUAGAUGGUUGUUAUGUUGUGUUAUGCAACGAAAUAAAGAGGAAACAGUUU